Molecule: messenger RNA, 3016 nt
Organism: Morone saxatilis (striped sea-bass)
Lineage: Eukaryota; Metazoa; Chordata; Actinopteri; Moronidae
Exons: 5
Coding region: 28-1593 (521 amino acids)
Biological process (GO): transmembrane transport; monocarboxylic acid transport
Cellular component (GO): membrane
Molecular function (GO): monocarboxylic acid transmembrane transporter activity
Source: RefSeq, a predicted model, not a curated record
UCCAUAAAAACACAGCCCUAGAGCACCAUGGGAGGCGUGGCGGUGGACGUGGAUGCAGGGGCGGUGAAGGCUCCAGACGGCGGGUGGGGCUGGGCGGUGCUGGCCGGCUGUUUUGUCAUCACAGGCUUCUCGUACGCUUUCCCUAAAGCGGUCAGCGUCUUUUUCAAAGAGCUGAUCAGGGAGUUUGGGGUGGGAUACAGUGACACUGCCUGGAUCUCCUCCAUACUGCUGGCCAUGCUGUAUGGCACAGGUCCUCUGUGCAGUGUGCUGGUAAACCGCUUCGGCUGUCGUCCUGUGAUGAUGGUGGGCGGCCUCUUUGCCUCUCUGGGAAUGAUCCUGGCCUCCUUCUCCACCAGCAUCAUCCACAUCUACCUCACUGCUGGAGUCAUAACAGGUUUGGGGUUAGCCCUGAACUUCCAACCAUCUCUAAUAAUGCUCAACCGCUACUUUAGUGAGAAGCGACCUCUGGCCAAUGGGCUCUCAGCAGCAGGAAGCCCUGUGGCCCUGUGCUGCCUCUCGCCGCUGGGCCAGGUCCUCCAGUACCAGUACGGAUGGAGGGGGGGCUUCCUUAUCUUGGGUGGCCUUCUGCUCAACUGUUGUGUGUGCGGGGCCCUAAUGAAGCCUCUGGUCGCCCCCAAGAAGCCUAUGGCUAAGGACGUGGAACAGGACAACAAGGGAGAAACAGAGGGGGCAGAGAAGAAUAAGAAGCCCAAAGCCAAACUGCUGGACUUCUCUGUGUUCAAUGACUGUGGGUUUCUCAUCUACACGGUGGCGGCGUCCAUCAUGGUGCUGGGGCUGUUUGUGCCUCCAGUGUUUGUUGUGAGCUACGCUAAGGAGCUUGGGAAUGAGGACACCAAAUCGGCUCUGCUGCUCACUAUCCUGGGCUUCAUUGACAUUUUUGCACGGCCCACGUGUGGUGUGAUUGCCGGACUGAAAUGGGUGCGGCCUCGCUGCGUCUACCUCUUCAGCUUUGCGAUGCUCUUCAAUGGAACCACUGACCUCAUCGGAUCACAGGCGAAGGACUAUUCAACGCUGGUGGUCUUCUGCAUCUUCUUUGGUAUCUCCUACGGCAUGGUGGGUGCGCUGCAGUUUGAGGUUCUCAUGACAAUAGUUGGUACUGAGAAGUUCUCCAGUGCCAUUGGCCUGGUCCUGCUCAUGGAGGCUAUUGCUGUGCUGGUUGGGCCACCUGGUGCAGGCCGGCUUCUUGAUGCCACCAAGAACUACAUGUACGUCUUCCUGCUGGCAGGAAGCGAGGUGGUCCUCGCGGCUGUGGUUCUGGCUUCUUGUAACUUCCUGUGUAUCAGAAAGAAGUCCUCAACGCCGGAGGACAAGCUUGAGAACAUCACAGUGACAGACGACGUCAAGGCGGAGGCAUGCAGCGAACCUGCAGAGAUGAAUGAGGAGGAGGAGGAGAAGGGAGCAAGAGAGGAGCAAGAGAAGGAGACAAAGAAAGAGGUCUUGAAGGAGGAGGGGGAGACAGACAAAGAGGUUAGGCCAGAGAGUGUAACAGUGGACUCGCAGGAAGUGGAACGGUUCUUGAAAGAGCCACAACAAAAUGGUGACAUGGCCAUCAGUCCUGAAACAUGCCUGUGAGCAGGGAUGGAGGAUGCUGGACUACUCGCAGGCUAUGCUCCUUCCUUUUUUUAAAUAAUCCAACGGCAGGACAAAGUGUACUUUGAAGUGUUCUAACGAGCACACUAUUGGAUAGUUGUGCUUUCCUCAUCAUUCAGUGUUUAAUCCAGGUGUUCAUCUCGUUGUGGGGAGGCUUAUUGGUUUCACUGCCAUAUGAAAUCGAAAGAGUUGUCAGCAAUAUGUUAUCUCUAGAUGUUUUAAAAUGUGGUGGUUAAUAAUAUUCAAUAGAAAACUCAGCACUGCCUUGUGUGUACAGUUUCUAUCAAAGUUUUAUUUUGAAGUAUAGUCACCAGCAAAUAAAGGUAAGGGAUCAUUUUCACAAUAUUCUAUAUUCUCAAUGUCAACAAAUCCCAUGAAAAUACUAAAAUAACCAGAUGUCCUGAUUUGCUUGGGAUUUUCCCAGUUUCAAGCUGUCCCAAGUCCUGAUAAAUAUCUGUAAAACACUGACAUUUCCCGGUUUUACAUCUGGUACACAAUUACACAAUAAUAAUAAUAAUAAUAAUAAUUUUAUUAUACAUGUUUUCAGUCUCACAUAGACGUUUAUCACCCACUUAUUAUUACCUAACCCAGUAUAAAAACAUAAUGCACCACGCGCCAGAGUUCAGCACUGAUUUGCCAGUAUGUCAAUCAAUCAGUGUGACAUUGUUAAUAUGUUGCUAGCCUCUGAGUCAGAGUCAAACAUCAUAGGCUCAGUCAGUAAGCUAAUGGUUAGCUAAAGAGCUCCAGGAGGCUUACUCCUUUGUAAAGUGUCCUCCAAUGAAAAUGCUGUGUUCAUGGCGUCCAUGAUGUUGAAAGGUGCGCUUGGUAGGUGUCCCCCAGACUUAACACCUGUGGUGUGUGCAUGAACAUGCGGUACACUUGAGGGUCCUGGUUUGGGAAUUUUAAAAUAUUACCCUAACUAUAACUACAGCUGGGAACUAGCUUUUAGCUAUAUCUGAUGCAAUAAAUAUAUUCUUCAUUGUCCCUGUUAAAUAAACAGCUAAAUAAAAUAAAAAAUAUUUUUAACAGGUGUUGCCUAUGUAGCCAAACCCUGUUAGUUUAUCUUAUUCCUCUGUGCCGCAUAGCUCUGUCCUGCUGCAGGAAAUACUCACUAUAGCACCAAAUAUUUAUUCAUCCACAUCUGAAAAUAGUUCUCAACAAAUGCACUAUUUACUCCUGUUUUAGUAACAUUUACAAUGUUUUAGGAAAUUACAUAAAACUUGAAACAAUAUAUCUCUGGGGCAUUUUUAAAGAUUUACCUCUGCAGUAGGAACCAAUGUGCUUCGGACUGAAUUUGGGGGAAUGGACCAACACAUUGUUAGUGUUUUCAUUCGAUUUGUUGGCAAUAAAAAAUAUAGAAUCAUGCCAGCCUUAUCCUUUAAAAACAAAAGGCCGCUUUUUUCUU